This is a messenger RNA of Penicillium crustosum, 1455 nucleotides long. RefSeq lists its product as uncharacterized. The transcript is spliced from 4 exons. The coding region runs from base 1 to 1455 and encodes 484 amino acids. The record is from RefSeq and is a predicted model, not a curated record. NCBI's taxonomy places the organism in Eukaryota, Fungi, Ascomycota, Eurotiomycetes, Eurotiales, Aspergillaceae.
AUGCCGCUCCAAACUAGAAAGUCCAAAAAGGAUGGAAGAAAGAGGACAUACUCGUUGCUAUCGAACACUACAAACACACAGGCUGGCCCUGUUGCAAGUCCUAAAACUGUCGCGAACAGUUCGCCUUCACAGCAACCCAACGGGUCAAGACAAGCCCUAAAUGCGCCUGCCAUUCCAGAGAACCCACCACAGAAACCCGCAGAGCCGGUGAAGAAGUUGCCUAAUGUGUUUGAAUUCCUGGAAGAGAAUGAGGAAUCGUCUUCAGACUCAUCAUCAGCAUCCUCAUCAUCGUCGGAGUCUGAAUCCGAAUCCGAUGAGGAGCUGGAUCCUCCACGCCCUAUACACACUACCACCAAGAUCCAGUCUCCUAAGCCUCGGGCAAAUACCGUACCACAUGGCGUGUUGGUCUCAGGAGGCAACAUACCCCCGAAGAAAGUCGCCCAAUCAGCUUCAGUGGCAUCCAAAAGUCCAAAAGAGCCGCGAAAGUCCGCAGCACCACCCGCGCCUUCAACUGGCAAUCAGUUAGUCACCCGGAAGAGACAACCAACCAGAAAACCGAGUCCGAUCUCGACUGCAAACAUCUCCCCAGGAAAAGGCCAACUAGAACUGUCCCGGCCAUCGACCUACCAUGACUCAUCAAGAGACAGCGAUAGCAUUCACAGGACGCCGACAAAGCGACGGGACUCCAACGCAUCGCAAGAGCCAUCAGGAUAUGGGCUCCUAGCUUCACACCUAACCAAGUCCACUUCAGAAGAGAGUGGGAGCUUCCCUCCACUAUACCGACGCUUCGAGACCGUGAACCACCGCGUUCUUCUCCACCUCCAAGAUGAGAUCUCCCAAAUGGAAGAAGAUCUCCACGUGUUAGAUGAAUAUGAAGAAAUGCAUCGAGUCGACAUAGCCGAGCAGGAAGGCGCAAAGCCAUUACCUGCUUCACGACGGCGCGACGCCCAGUCACAGGCGUACUCAUCUUUACAUUACCGUCGAAUGGACCUCAUGAGUGCUUUGAUCCAAAAGACCGAACAAUAUAACAACGCCCUCAGCGCCUAUAGCAAAGUCCUCCAGACCCUCCCGCGAGCAUCGGAACAGGAAAUCACGGGCUAUCGAACCUGGAUGAGAGAGAACAAACCGGUCGCUGGUGUCGAGACACGGUUCUUAAUUCACGACGCGGAUCUGGUCUCCCUCACCCCGCGACUGGCUGCUUCUACCGCCGCAGCACCCGUCUACAUCGCCAUUAUUAUAGCCUCUGGAGCGCUACUGCUACCAUUGUUGGCGUUUAGCCUUAUUGCGGAAUUCUCCGGUCGUCUCGUCGUUGUGACAGUUGUUGGCGGCGCCGCAUCGGCCAUUGCAGCGAAUUAUUCGGCUGGUAUUGAUACGCUGGUUGACUCGAGGGAUGGUUGGCGCUGUGCUAUGAUAUACUUCGGUUUUAUGACUAUUGCUGCUAUGUUCAUUCCAUAG